UGGUAUUUAGAGUAGUAUCAGUAGUAUAGCGUGUAUCAUUUUGGGCCCGUCCAAAAAUGCCGAGUCAAGAAGUCGUGACAACGAAAGUUGUGGUUCACCCAUUGGUGCUGUUGAGCGUGGUGGACCACUUUAAUCGCAUGGGAAAAAUCGGAAAUCAAAAGAGGGUAGUCGGUGUACUCCUAGGCUGCUGGAGGGCGAAGGGGAUCCUGGAUGUAUCAAACAGCUUUGCAGUACCCUUUGAUGAGGAUGAUAAAGACAAAAGUGUAUGGUUCCUUGACCAUGAUUAUCUUGAAAAUAUGUACGGGAUGUUCAAGAAAGUUAAUGCUCGCGAGAAGGUGGUAGGCUGGUACCAUACUGGACCUAAGCUACAUCAAAAUGAUGUUGCCAUUAACGAAUUGAUAAGAAGAUACUGCCCUAAUUCCGUUUUGGUGAUUAUCGAUGCCAAACCAAAGGAUCUUGGACUUCCUACCGAGGCAUAUCAAGCAGUUGAAGAAGUACAUGAUGAUGGUUCUCCUACCUCUAAAACUUUCGAGCACAUUCCAAGUGAGAUUGGAGCUGAAGAAGCAGAAGAGGUUGGAGUAGAACAUUUAUUGCGAGAUAUCAAAGAUACCACCGUUGGUACCCUCAGCCAAAGAAUCACAAAUCAAUUACUUGGUUUGAAAGGUCUUCAUGAACAAAUUCGGGAAAUUAGAGAUUAUCUGCUUCAGGUUGGCAAUGGAAAAUUACCUAUAAAUCAUCAAAUUGUUUAUCAGCUUCAGGAUAUCUUUAAUUUAUUACCAGAUAUGACUCAAAGUAGUUUUGUCGAUUCGUUAUAUGUCAAGACAAAUGAUCAAAUGCUUGUUGUAUAUUUAGCAGCAUUGGUUAGAUCUAUAGUGGCGUUGCACAAUUUAAUUAACAAUAAGCUGACCAAUCGUGACGCUGAGAAAAAAGAAACAGAUGGAAAGAAGGAUACAAAAAAGGAAGAAAAGAAGGAAGAGGAAAAAAGGGAGAGGAAAAGGCGAAAACUAAAAGUCAGUGAUCCGAGCAGUUUUGAGACUGUUAAAGUCCCAUUUGCAAGAUUGAGACUGUUAAAGUUGAGGACAAUUGAUGACUCAGUGUGUAAUAGUCAAGCCUGUUCGCAAUUUGUACAGAAUUAUACCCCAUUUAUAAAUAACAGUUUAAAUAUGUAUUAGAAACAGCAAAUUGAUUCCUGGACUGUUCUGGCAUAAUUCUAUAAAUUUUUAAUAUUAAGCGCAGGAAAAAAUAAAAUGAUAAUUCAAUAAUUCUGUAUUUUAAAUGUAAUGAAGUAGUAAAUAUAACGAAAAAUUUACGGUUAA
Pogonomyrmex barbatus (red harvester ant) is the source of this 1316-nucleotide messenger RNA. It is a transcript of the gene Rpn8, whose product is annotated as regulatory particle non-ATPase 8. The record is from RefSeq and is a predicted model, not a curated record. Gene Ontology annotation, molecular function: metallopeptidase activity; protein binding. Gene Ontology annotation, biological process: proteasome-mediated ubiquitin-dependent protein catabolic process. Lineage: Eukaryota; Metazoa; Arthropoda; Insecta; Hymenoptera; Formicidae. Gene Ontology annotation, cellular component: proteasome regulatory particle; proteasome complex.